Molecule: messenger RNA, 702 nt
Organism: Colletotrichum gloeosporioides
Lineage: Eukaryota; Fungi; Ascomycota; Sordariomycetes; Glomerellales; Glomerellaceae
Exons: 1
Coding region: 1-702 (233 amino acids)
Source: RefSeq, a predicted model, not a curated record
AUGGCACUUUGCAUUCUGGAGUCGCCACAAGGGAGACAGAGUCUUAUCAACCUCGCCAAUCAACUAGUCGCAUUACGCAACGCCAAGAAAACACCCGAGAAACAUCUCUACAAAGGCUCUCCUGAGGACAUGCACUUAACUAUCAAUCUGUUCUUGCAAAAGAUCAGAUCAAGCUUUCCACUUGUGUUCUUGACGCUUUUUGACGGAGAGGGCGUGACGACCAAGAGAAAGGGAGAGUGGGGCGAUAACCUUCAGAAUUACGAGCCUCAAGUGGCAGUCUGGUUGGAAUUGCACAGCUACAUAAUCGACAACAUGCUGUUUGCGCGCCAGCAAUCGAAAGAGGUUGCGGGACACAGCUAUGCGUUGUUCAAGUUUCAGAUGGUGAUCACCGUCGCUCACGAAAUAUGCCACAUGUUGACCAAUUUCUUGACCGGUGCACAUCGACCCAAUACCCCAUCUAGCCUGAAGGUGGCAGGGUACGGAGGCCCUAGAACUGGUGAGUCUGGUCGUUGGUGGGAGGUGCAGAUGUUUGGGGGUCUCGUCGAAUUUUACGAGAAUCAGAAAGACCCUUUGGGGGCUCGGCAAGCUGGGGUACCCUACUUGAUGACGAACGGCAACCCCAAGUCUCCAGCAAGGCAGCUUUCCAUCAACUAUGUCCUCGAAUUUGUCAACGGCAGUACGUUAUUUCUGUCACCAACUUAG